UCCCUCGAGUCGCAAGCGACGACUCUGAUCGUCGUGGCAUCGGUGAUCGGCCUUGUCUUCGCCGCUGUCCAGUUCAUGCUCAUCGCGAAUGUCAAGCUUCAGUCCGGAGAUGAAGACACCGCCAGCCUCACGACCAGCGUCAGCUCGGAACGCACCAAGCGCCUCAUUGAGAUUUACGAGGCGAUCCGCCACGGCGCCGACGCUUUCCUGUCCGCCGAGUACACCAUCUGCUGCAUCUUCAUCGUGAUCUUCGGAGCCGUGGUGUUCUUCCUCGUCGGCGUGGGCCAGGACUCGUGGGUCGAGGGCGCUUUCACCACCGGCGCCUUCGUGCUCGGAGCCAUCACUUCGAUCCUCGCCGGGUACAUCGGCAUGAAGGUGGCUGUGUACUCGAACGUGCGCACGACGAUCGGGGCGCAGCGCGCGGGCUGGGCGGCGUCGUUCAACGUGGCCUUCCGCGCAGGGUCCGUGAUGGGCUUCGCGCUCACCGGCAUGGCCGUGCUCGUCCUGUACAUCGCGCUGUGGGGGUACCGCCAGUACUUCGGUGACGACGAGUGGAAGGUGAUGAUGAACUGCGUCUCCGGCUACGGGCUGGGCGGGUCCUCGAUCGCCAUGUUCGGCCGCGUCGGCGGCGGCAUCUACACCAAGGCUGCCGACGUCGGGGCUGACCUGGUGGGCAAGGUCGUGCACGGCAUCCCCGAGGACGACCCGCGCAACCCGGCCACCAUCGCCGACAACGUGGGCGACAACGUCGGAGACGUGGCUGGCAUGGGCGCCGACCUCUUCGGCUCCUACGCCGAAGCCACCUGCGCCGCUCUCGUGAUCGCCGCCACCUGCCCGGACCUCGUCGACGCCGGCUGGGCCGCGGUUGUUUUCCCCAUGGAGGUGUCUGCGGGCGGUCUGCUCGUGUGCCUGCUGGCUUCCUUCCUCUCGACCGACCUCUUCCCCGUGAAGGAGGAGAAGGACAUCGAAUGGUCGUUGAAGAUGCAGCUGAUCGUCACGACCGCGCUCAUGGUGCCCGUGACCUACGUGCUGUCCAUUUCCUUCCUUCCUAGCUACUUUGAGAUCGAUGCUAUGGACGGAAGCACCAUCGAGGCCGGGUCGAUGGAUGCCUUCGUCUGUGUCAUUAGCGGUGCCAUCGGCGGUCUCAUCAUCGGCCUCGUCACGGAGUACUACACGUCCCACUCGUACGCCCCGGUCCGCGAGGUGGCCAUGUCGUGCAAGACUGGGUCCGCGACCAACAUCAUCUACGGCCUCGCCCUCGGGUACAAGUCGACGAUCGUGCCCGUUUUCGUGCUCGCCGCCAUCAUCUUCACGUCGUUCCAGCUCUGCGGCACCUAUGGCGUGGCUCUCGCCGCGAUCGGCAUGCUCUCCACCCUUGCCACCGGCCUGACGAUCGACGCUUACGGCCCCGUGUGCGACAACGCUGGAGGUAUCGCCGAGAUGGCUGAGCUUCCCCCAGAGGUUCGCGAGAAGACUGACGCCCUGGACGCUGCGGGCAACACGACGGCCGCCGUCGGCAAGGGCUUCGCCAUCGGCAGCGCCGCGCUGGUAUCUCUGGCCCUCUACGGCGCCUUCGUGACCCGUCUUUCCGACGAGGGUGCCAGCAACAUGGACGGCGGCGUCAACAUCCUGCAGCCCCUGACCUUCAGCUUCCUCGUCAUCGGCGCCAUGCUCCCCUACUGGUUCUCGGCCAUGACGAUGAAGGCCGUGGGUACCGCCGCUAUGGAGAUGGUGCAGGAGGUGGAGAUCCAGUUCGACGAGAACCCGCGCCUCCUGGACGAGGGCACCUCGGAGCGCCCCGACUACCAGCGGUGCAUCGCCAUCUCCACCCGCGCCGCCCUCAAGUACAUGGUGCCGCCCGGGGCUCUGGUGAUGCUGGCUCCUCUCGUGGCGGGAACGUUCUUCGGCGUCAUGGCCGUGUGUGGGUUGCUCACCGGCGGCAUGGCUUCCGGCGUGCAGGUGGCCAUCUCCAUGUCCAACACCGGCGGGGCCUGGGACAACGCGAAGAAGUACAUCGAGCGGGCCACCCCCGACUCGGACCUCCAGGGCAAGGGCUCCGACAUCCACAAGGCUGCCGUCGUCGGUGACACCGUGGGUGACCCGCUCAAGGACACCUCCGGCCCUUCCCUCAACAUCCUCAUGAAGCUCAUGGCCAUCAUCUCUCUGGUGUUCGCCGAGUACUUCCAGGCCAUCAACAACGGCCAGGGAGCGUUCAACAUCGAGAGCUAAAUGUGUUGGUUCGGCGGCAUGAUGGCCGAAUGUUGUUGGUUGGGGGUGGAGGAGGAGGGUAUAUACGUACCCGCCCGUCCGAUCCGGCCUCUCUUUUCUCGUGAGAUUCCGGGGGAGGGGGGGCUCGGGGCGAUAGAUGAGAUGCACGCCAAAACGUGUUGCGAAGCUGUAGCUGAUGGCGUUAGGGGGGGGGGACUAGCGAGGGAACAUGAUGACCACAGGUACACUUCCCGCCGGUUGGUCUUUGCGUUUUAGAAGAAUGGAGCAGGGUGUUUACGUUUUACUUCCUUUUCGGUAGGGAUCGCCGGGGGGAGAGGGACGGCGAGGAGAUAGGUGGCGUUGAUUCGAUUUGAUGGAAUAGAUUGUGGACCCCGUGUUUUGGUCUGUUGGCGUGGUUGGUUCCGUGUCCAUCUCGAAGAGGCGUUCCUGGGUCAAGGUUGGGGGCAGAGGGCGAGCGCUGAUCGUGUGGUGGAUUUUUUUCGGACGACACAGCAUGAGUACUAGUAGUUGUAGUAGUUCGUUGGUGGCUGGGAAAAUAGUCGACCUGUUGCGAGAAGUUGGAUGCGUCGUGCGUUUGGUUGGCCCUUGGGCUAGAUAAAACUGGGACUUGGCCUACCUGGUCGUUGUGAGGGUGAGAAGAGGUGUUUUGGGUCCCCUCGAGCCGCUUGCUUGUCUCCAUCAUCAUUGUUGCUUGUACGAGUCCCGUCUCUUUACGAUUGGUGCCACUGCUGCUGCUGCUGCUGCUGCUUUUGUUGGGUUGC
This is a messenger RNA of Ectocarpus siliculosus, 2990 nucleotides long. The record is from the annotation of a GenBank genome assembly. Lineage: Eukaryota; Phaeophyceae; Ectocarpales; Ectocarpaceae.